CACUGCUCGCUCACACUCAUAGUCUCAUACCCCCAUCAAGGCUGAACUUACUCCUCCAGUCCUCCGUCCUCUCCCUUCCCGCAUCUCCUCCCUCUGUUAUGCUUAUGCACAUUGAAAACUUGAAACCCCAUUCCAUGUCUAUAUGAUCCCUCGAGACCACCUGAAAUCCUCUGAUAUCGACAGUUAUUUUUUGAAAUGGCAGAAAUCCACAUUCUUGCAACAUUUCUUUCUAUUCUACUCAUUUUAAGCUCGGCUCCAAUGGUGGAAUCUGCCAUCGGCGUAAACUGGGGGACAAUAUCUUCUCACAGGCUCUCACCCUCCAUUGUGGUCGAUCUCAUCAAGGAAAAUAAGAUACACAAAGUCAAGAUCUUUGAUGCAGAGCCAGAUGUUCUUUUAUCUCUAAUGGGGAGCGGGAUUGAGGUUAUGGUAGGGAUUCCAAAUGAGAUGUUGGCCGUAUUUAGUUCAUCUCCUGUAGCUGCAGAUUUGUGGGUUCGCCAGAAUGUGUCCAGAUAUAUGGUUAAAGGUGGCGUUGAUAUCAGGUACAUUGCUGUUGGGAAUGAGCCCUUUUUAACGAGCUACUCAGGACAAUUCCAACCUUAUGUCAUGCCUGCUUUGCUCAACCUACAGCAGUCCUUGGCAAAAGCAAAUCUGGCAGGAUUUGUGAAGCUAGUAGUUCCUUGCAAUGCUGAUGCUUAUGAGUCUACCCUCCCUUCUCAGGGAGCCUUCCGGCCGGAACUAACACAAAUCAUGACUCAAUUAGUUUCCUUCCUCAGUGCAAAUGGCUCCCCGUUUGUAGUCAAUAUCUAUCCCUUUCUAAGUCUUUAUGGAAACUCAGAUUUCCCACAGGACUAUGCAUUCUUUGAGGGAACAACUCACCCGGUUGCAGAUGGGCAAAAUGUUUAUUACAAUGCAUUUGAUGGAAAUUUUGAUACUUUAGUUGCAGCUCUCAACAGAAUUGGAUAUGGUCAGAUGCCAAUAGUAAUUGGUGAGGUAGGCUGGCCCACAGAUGGAGCCCUGAGUGCAAAUCUCACUGCUGCAAGGGCCUUCAAUCAGGGCCUCAUAAAUCACAUCCUGAGCAACAAGGGAACCCCUCUGAGACCAGGAGUCCCGCCCAUGGAUAUUUAUCUUUUCAGUCUACUUGAUGAAGGUGCUAAGAGCACACUUCCUGGGAACUUCGAGAGGCACUGGGGGAUUUUCUCUUUUGAUGGCCAGGCGAAGUACUCUCUGAACAUGGGCAAUGGGGUAUUAAAGAAUGCAAAAAACGUCCAAUAUCUUCCAUCAAGAUGGUGCAUUGCAGACCCAACCAGGGAUCUUUCAGGUGUGGUAAGUCACAUUAAACUUGCUUGCAGUGUUGCAGAUUGCACAACACUCGUCUAUGGGGGUUCAUGCAAUGGAAUUGGGGCCAAGGGAAAUAUUUCUUACGCAUUUAACAGUUAUUAUCAGCUGCAAAAACAGGAUUCACAGAGCUGUGAUUUUGAUGGGCUUGGACUGGUUACUUUCCUUGACCCUUCAAUUGGUGACUGCAGGUUUCUGGUUGGAAUUAGUGACACUAGUUCUUCCAGUGGACCAUGUGGUGGUUGGUUUGCAGCUUGGGUUAUGGUUCUGUGGAUGUUUGAGUUUCUAAGAAUUAUGGGUUCUUUGUAAUGUGGAAGUGGUUUCUUGAGUGGGUUUUUCUCGGUCCCUUCUGAAACCUAUUGUAAAAGUUAUACAUUGAAGAAAGAAAACUACAGUUACUGAGAGUGUAUUCAAAGGAGAGUUUUAUUUUAGAGAUUAUAGUGGUUGUAUCUUACAAGAAAAGAUGGUAAAAAUUAUUCUCCCAUUAGGCUCUUCCUCUAUGAAAAUUUCUCUGAGCAAAGACAAAUGGAGGUGACUCAUCACCUCUCUCUAUAUAUAUCUUUGUACAUGUAAACUAUACACAAGAAUGAGAAAUUCUUGCUUUGUUUUUCUA
This is a messenger RNA of Nelumbo nucifera (sacred lotus), 1948 nucleotides long. Its product is annotated as glucan endo-1,3-beta-glucosidase 6-like. Gene Ontology annotation, molecular function: hydrolase activity, hydrolyzing O-glycosyl compounds. Gene Ontology annotation, biological process: carbohydrate metabolic process. The record is from RefSeq and is a predicted model, not a curated record. Lineage: Eukaryota; Viridiplantae; Streptophyta; Magnoliopsida; Proteales; Nelumbonaceae.